GGAAAUCAAAAUAGCAUUGCAGCACUUAGUUUAGAACUAGCGGAAAUUAAUACAACCGAAGGUCAAUAUGAAGAUGCAAUCAAAGAUUAUGAGGAUGCUCUAUUGGCUUACAAAGCAUUAGGAAAAGAAAUGGAUUACGGUCGUGUACAUAGAAUGAUAGGUGAAAUAUACUGUUCAUAUCUUGGUGAUAUAAAUAAAGCUUUAGAACAUCAGAAUAUUUAUUUAAGAAUUGCAAAAAAAGAAGAUUUGCUAGAAAGACAACGAGCUCACGCCACACUAGGUCGAACAUAUUUUUGUGGAGCUAUAUCCGAUGUUGAUAACAUUAAUAAAAAUUUAUUAGUUGAAGCUCAAAAAGCUUAUAUGAAUAGUUUUGUUAUUUGCGACAAGUUGAAGGAACCGCUUGUAACAAAAAUUGAGAAACUUGAUAUGCAAGCACGAUUAUUGUUAAAUUUAGCGAAUGUUUUUGAAUAUAAAGAUGAAUUUACAAAAGCAGUUGAUUAUUUGGAAAAAGCAAUAGCGCUGUGUGACAAAAACGAUUUAAUACAAUCAUUACAACAAAGUUACUAUACGUUAGCGUUAGUCUAUUCACAUAAAAAUGAUUUCCAAAAUACGUUACUAUAUUUAAAUAAAGCAUAUGAUGCGGCAUCAAGACUAUCAUCGGAUCGUAUUGCUAAGCAAUGUCAAAUUUUAUUAACAAAAGGUGAAAUACUUGCAACAACUGGUAAAUAUAAAUCAGCAAAACAAAUUUUAGUUGAAGCGUUUAAAUUGAAGCAUCCAAAUUUAAAUGAACGUAAAGUAAUCGAAAAAAAAUUAAAAAUCAUUGCUUCUUUAUAUUAUACCGAAAAAUCUCUCGGAAUCGGAAUUGCUGAUAAUGAAUAUGGACGUAAAAACAAAUUGUAUGAAACGAUGGGUGACGCCUGUUGUGAAUUAAAACUUUAUACAAAAGCCAUCGAAUACUACAAGGAAAUGUUGGAAAAUGCACAACUAAAUAAUGAAACUGGCAAAGGUUUAUCAGCAGCAUAUAUUAGCCUUGCACAAACUUAUAAAGACAAUAAAGAAUACGAUUUGGCAUUGGAAUAUUUUGAAAAAGAUUUCAAUCUAUCUUGUAACAAUCCACAAGAAGUAGUUGAAAGCUACUUAAACAUAACAGAAGUAUUAGAAUUAUCUAAAGUUGCGUAUGAAAAAAUUGAACCGUAUUUUAAUAAAGCAAUUGAAACUGCACACGAUGCUAAUUUAAUUAAAUUGGAAGAGAAAUGUUAUACGAAAUUGUUAAUUUUACAACGAAAAAGUGGAAAAAAUGAUCUAGUUGAGGUAACACUACAAAAACGACAAGCUUUGGGUGUUGAUGCAAGUAGUGAUAAUGAUAGUGAUGAGGUUGAAGGAAAUCCUGUUAUUGAAAAUUCAAUUCAGUUAGGUGAUAUCUCAGGUUUAUCGGAAGAUAGUGAAGCAGAAGAAAAUACUUCAAAAAUAGUUAAUCGCAGUCGACGAUCAAAUAAUUUUCGGAUUCGAAAAAACGAUAAAGGAGAAACUACAUUACAUAUUGCAUGCAGAAAAGGUAAUAUAAAAAAUGUGGAACUUCUUUUGAAUCAAGGCCAUCCUGUAAAUAUUCGUGAUCAUAGUGGAUGGACGCCUCUUCAUGAGGCUUGCAUUUAUGGCUUUUUGAAUAUUGUCAAGCUUUUAAUAGAUAGUGGUGCAGAUAUAAAUGAUCGUGGUGGAACUGAAUGCGAAGGAUUUACUCCAUUACAUGAUGCAUGUAGAUAUGGUUAUCUAGAAGUGGUCGAAUUACUUUUAAAUCGGGGUGCUUCACCUUUAGUUAAAAAUGAUCAUAAUGAAACACCUUUAGAUACUCUAUGUAAAAGUAGAAGAAAUUUAAAAUAUGAAGAGUCCAAAAAAAUAUUUUUGGAUACUCUCAUAGAUCGAAUGUCGAAAAUUCUUGAGAAAGCUGGUAAAUUAGAGAAAAAUACCAUGGCUUUAAUUCAUGAUCAAAACUUUGAAACACCUUCGACGUCUAGAAAUGAACAGUAUUUAUACCCACCCACAAAGUCCUCACUUUCAAAACGGAAUGAAACACCAUCAAAGUCUCCUUAUUCGAAACGUUAUGAAACGCGUUUAACACAAUCACCAAAUGUAUCAAAAUUAAAUUCCGAUGAUGAGGAUGAUAAUAAUGAACUUCAUCAGAAUUCGGCCACUCAAGAAAAUAGAGAGGCUAUUAAUAAUUUACAAACUGCGUAUAUAAAUCCAGGUGAUGUAGAUGAUGAUAAUUGGCUUGAAAACGAUAUGCCUAAUGAACCAUCUUCAAAAAGACGUCGUAUAAAUAAUAGUUUCGAACUUGAUGCACCUUCGUCUUCCAAAACACCUAAAAGAACGAGCAAAUCACCAGCUAAAUCCAAAAAGAGAAUCACAUCGAUUAAACGUAAUAUAAAUAUGGAAAUAGAAUUUCAGGAUCAGAUUGUAUCAUAUGAAAACGAUUUUCAUGAACAAAAUGAAAUUAUUGAAAAUAAUUCGAAUUCACACUUAAAUCGUAACAUAUUACGUCGAAAGUCACAAACAACUUUUCUAAGUGCUGGAUUUAGUAGAGAAAGAAGUAGUUCAGAAGUAGUUCGGUCUGCUUCCAUUGAAUCCGAUUUCGGUGAGGUCAAUGCAACAUCAUCAAGACUGACUCAAGCUGAUUCAACUACAGUUCCAUUAUCUUCUUGCACUCAAUUAGUUUCUAAUAUUAUUUCGAUUGAUAUUCAUAUUGAGAACAAAAUUUGGAAAAUUCCAAUUCCACGACGCAAUGUUCCACACUUAACUAUUUCUUGGUUAGCGGAAGAAGCUGCAAAACGCUACUAUAAUAAAGAAGCUGUAAAGCCUACAUUACAAUUAGAAACCAAAGAUAGAGCUAUAUUAGAUAAUAAUGAUCCAUUGGAAAUGAUCAUUACGUGCAAUGAAUUAUUUACAACAAUUACAUCAUGGAAUUUACCAUCGAUCGUGGAAAGAUACUUAGAUGGCUGUAAAAUUUAUAAAACAGUGGUGGAUUUUCAUUUAAAAAAAUGUUUGGAUUCAUGCCAAGCCACUUUAAUAUUAGAUUUAUCGAACGUAAAUCUAUCCGAUAAUCAAAUAGUACCUGUAUUAAAAGCAUUAAAACAUCAACGUACACUGGAACAAAUUAAUAUAUCUGGUAAUUUAUUUACCGAUGAUACAAUUAAAAUAUUUUGUGAAGUAUUACAAACAUUAACGAGCUUACAAACUCUUGAUAUUAGUAACAAUCUAAUAUCAUGGGAAAUAUUUUUAAAUAGUUUAAAUCCUUGUAUAUUGAAAGAAAUUCAUUUAUCAGGUGUUUCAGAUUUAUCCGCUACAUCAUAUAUAACAACCGAAUUAAUUGCAUUUUUACGAUUAGGUACACCAUCUCAUUUAGAAUACAUUGAUUUAUCACGAUGUCAUGUUAAUAAUUAUGAUUUAACUGGAUUUUCAUUACAAAUGAUACUUACGUCAAAAGUAAGUGUGGAAAAUGUGAUUUUAGAAAAUUGUAAGAAUAUUUGUGUUGGACUUUCAUUAGAUAUUAACAACAUUGAAUCCAUACAAAAAUCGAUCAAAUGUUUAAAAAUUAAUAUCGUAGAUGAGUCGAUAUUCGAUUUAAUUAAACAUAUUUGGAAAAGUGUUUGGAAUGAUAAUACAAUUAUAUGGAGACGGAAUGAUAAUUAUGUCGAAUUUGCAGUAAAAAAAUAUAGUAAUUUGAUUUAA
This is a messenger RNA of Chrysoperla carnea, 3723 nucleotides long. RefSeq names its product tonsoku-like protein. Gene Ontology annotation, molecular function: protein binding. Bases 130 to 3723 code for a protein of 1197 amino acids. NCBI's taxonomy places the organism in Eukaryota, Metazoa, Arthropoda, Insecta, Neuroptera, Chrysopidae. The record is from RefSeq and is a predicted model, not a curated record. The transcript is spliced from 10 exons.